GUCCGCUUUUGUUUUUGUCGGUGCAAAUUUUCUAUUAGUCAUGACCAGCCACAUGAUUAUAUAUAAAGAUAUAAGAAACAAUUGCAUUUUCAAUUUUAGAAAUAAUAGUUUGAUCCAUUGAAGAAUGGUAGGCUUGUUGAUUAUCCUCUUUUUAAAAUGAAUCUAUUCUUCCUAGAUAUUUUCCGCAAACACUUAUUAAGUGCUAAAGAAUCUGAUACUUAAACAGUGUGUUUAUCACACUAAUACCGAAAAAAGACAACCCGGUGAGCAUGUCGGAAUUUCGACCAAUCUGCUUAGUUGGUUGUAUGCAAAAGGAUCUAUCCAAAAUUCUAGCCAACAGAUUGAGAACGGUGGUGCAAAAGGUGAUUGGUGCAAAAGGUGAUUUCAGUUUCACAGUCUGCAUUUUUAGAAGGAAGACCUAGUAUUUUAAUUGCAAAUGAGAAUGUGGAUGAGGCGAAAAGGAAAAAAUUAGAUGCUUUGAUAUUCAAAGUAGACUUUGAAAAAGCUUUUGAUUCGGUGGGUUGGAAAUAUUUAGAUUCCGUAAUGGAGAAGAUGGGAUUUCAAGAGAAUUGGCGCAAGUGGAUUUUUGAAAGUUUACAGGCAGCUCGGGUCACGGUCCUCGUAAACGGAAGCCCUACGAAGGAGUUCGGGGUCGGAAGAUGCUUAAGGCAAGGUGACUCUCUUUCACCAUUUCUCUUCCUAAUAGCGGCAGAGGGGCUGAACGUAUUGAUGGCCAAAUCGGUCCAACUUAAUCACUUUGAAGGAUUUCAAUUCGGUAGUGACGGAGUGUCGGUUUCCCACCUGCAAUAUGCCGACGAUACGCUGAUAAUGGGUAAAAAGAAAUGGAAAAAUAUAUGGGCAAUCAAGGCAACACUACAACUAUUUGAAUUGGCAUCGGGUUUGAAGAUAAAUUUCCAUAAAAGCCAACUAUUCGGGAUUAACGUUCAACAAACAUGGCUAGAGGAGGCGGCGCUAGUACUAAAUUGCAGAGUUGGUAGUCUCCCGUUUUCUUAUCUGGGUCUACCGAUCGGGAGUAAUCCUCGAAGAUUAGGAAUGUGGAGACCAGUGGUUGACACUGUUAGGCAAAAAUUGUUUAAAUGGAACAACAAACACUUAUCCAUUGAUGGAAGAGUAGUUCUCUUGAAGUCAGUCCUGUAUGCUUUACCAGUCUACUUCCAUUCCUUCUUUAAGGCACCGUCAGGAGGAAAGGCUACAAAGAUUUAAGUGGAGUAGAGAUCUAUCACAAGAAGAACUAGCAGUAGUAAACAAAAUUGGCGAGAAAAUUCAGAACAUAACACUUGAUUUAGGGAGGAGGGAUAGUUGGAAUUGGGGUUCAUGGCAAUACUCAGUCAAAGAAGCCUAUGAGAUUAUUAUGGCGAGAACUCCUUCUGACGAAGAAAAGAAUUACAUAGAAGCUUGGAAUAGAUUCAUACCGCUAAAAGUGGCAGUUCUAGUUUGGCGACUUUUCCAAAAUAAGAUUGCGUCGAAGGAUAACUUAGUUAAGAGAGGAGUUCUCAAUCAAACCCAAUCGGACUGCCCUUUUGGAUGCGCGGUUACUGAAAAUGCUUCUCAUAUUUUCUUUGAAUGUAGUUUCUCUAUGCAGGUUUGGGCGUCGGUCCUAAGGUGGCUGAACAUUCAUACAGCUAUGCACAACAAUGCUAUAGAAAAUUAUCACCAGUUUAAAGGACUUUGCGGAAUGGGCAGAAUGCAAGCGGAGAAACUCUGUGUAAUUUGGUUCGGCUGUAUUUGGAUAUUAUGGAAUGGGCGUAAUGAGAAAGUAUUUAGAGACAGUUCGAGAUCAGCAGAGCAAAUGAGUGAAGAAAUUAAGAUUGCAACAUGGAAAUGGUUGAAGUGCAAAGUGAAAGACUUAACUACCCCCUCAAUCAUUGGAUAACCAAUCCGACUGCUUGCUUGGGAAUCAGAUGCUGAACGAUCACUGUGUCAUCUGUAUGUCAAUUUAAAAAGGUCCUGGUGGAGAUUAUCACCACAUCAAGAGUGACAUCUCUUUUGUUCCGUCUCGUUGAUUUUGAAUCACGUCGGUGUUUUGGUGAAAUUAAUCGGUUCAGGCGAAAUUCUGCUUUUCUGUUUCGGUCUAGUGCCCAUCUGCCUGCGUCGGUUCAGAGGCUGUUUUGUUCGUCCGGUUAUAAGCUUCUGUCGUAUGUUGUCCAUUUUUUCCAUUUUCUGAUAUUAUUAGCAUAGGAGGUUUGGUUUCAGCCUCAAAAUUUUGGAUUCUUAGACCAACUUUAACUAUGCUGCUGGAAUAAUUGUGGAGCAAAACUGUUAUAAUUGGAGGCAUGACAACUUAAGCCUGUUUGGAUUGUAUAUCUUUUUGGGGUGGGAUUGGUGUGAAUCUCUUGUAUUUUAGUUUAGGAGUGCUUUUCACUAUUUUUUGGUGGGUUGUAGUGAUGUUUAAAGCUUUCUGUUUUUCUGUGAUUUGCGGACUGGUGUAAUAGACAUUACUUAUGCCUUUCCUAUUUCUUUUAUUUAAUU
Molecule: messenger RNA, 2490 nt
Organism: Vicia villosa (hairy vetch)
Lineage: Eukaryota; Viridiplantae; Streptophyta; Magnoliopsida; Fabales; Fabaceae
Exons: 2
Coding region: 544-1224 (226 amino acids)
Source: RefSeq, a predicted model, not a curated record